Molecule: messenger RNA, 3033 nt
Organism: Schizophyllum commune H4-8
Lineage: Eukaryota; Fungi; Basidiomycota; Agaricomycetes; Agaricales; Schizophyllaceae
Exons: 12
Coding region: 1-3033 (1010 amino acids)
Molecular function (GO): RNA binding
Source: RefSeq, a predicted model, not a curated record
AUGCCACCCAAACCAGUCCAAAAGCCCCGUUCCUGGGGUUCGCGCUUUGACGCCCUUCCGCCCUCUUCACCUCCGUCCGUCAUCGAGCGCGACUUUGCAACCGAGCCGGCGUCGGACACGUCGAUGACCACCACGCCGAAGAAGGAGAGCAAAAUGCCACACGACGCCAGUGUGUUCGUAGGAAGUCUCCCGACGAACGUCGAGCAACCGGAGCUCGCGCGUCUGCUUUCGGAGCACCUGUCGGAGCAUGCAGAGGUCCAGAAUGUUAAGGUCGUCCGCGAUGCCAAGGGUGGCGUCUGCGCAUUCGUGCAGUGCGAGGAUGCAGCUGCAGCUACUAAUCUCAUCAAUACUCUUCAUUCUACGCCUCCGAAGUCCUUCCUGGGUCGUAUUCUUCGUUAUGAGCCAGCAAGGGCGUUCCGGACCCUGUUGGUGUCCUAUCGAACACCCAAGCAGCUCGUACCUUCCCUCCAGGGUCGCGACGGCGAGGUGGACCAGGCAGCGCGUGAGCAGCUAGUUGACCUUGAGGUCCCUUUCGCUAUGCGCAUCUGGAAGUCGCGCACUUCUAAGUUCUACAACAUGCAGUACAACUCAGAUGCCGUGGAUGGAGAGGCGCGGAGCAAGGCCAUGCAGCAGCAAGUCGAGGGAUACACCGACAAUAGUAUUUCAUUCCACCCUCUUGCGUUCGACACCGAGACUAUCCGCUCUUUGGCCACUUUCUUUGGUCAGUUGGAGGCCUUCGGCCCCUACAAGGGCUCGGAAGGUGAUACGUUAGAGCAUCCGGAGCAACAAUCCUAUCCCGCCCCUCACGAUGCAGAGCGUCUGCCCAAUAUGGAGACUGGAUGCUACGAAAUUAAGUGGGCGCAUCGGGACGACUGCGUUACCGCUCUGAUGACACUGCGACGUGUACCUCAUCUCACGGUGACGUGGGCUCACCAGCCCCAGUCGCAGUCUGAUCGUGCUCCCCACGGCACUCCUCGUCAACCUCAGUUCAUGAACACGGCAUCCUAUCCCCUUCAUGUGCUCAGCCCGCGCCGUGACGUUCAGUCGAGUCCGCGCGCUGCCUAUGACCGUCCCGCUCGUGAAGUCGCUGGUCUUCACUCUCCCGUGGGCGCUUUUAUGGGUGAUGGCCACGAUCAUUCAUUCCAGUCCAACGUCGCGCGAAAGGAGAAGGCGGCGUUGAGCGACAUCGACUUUCCGCCCCUGAAGGAUGGUGGAGAGCGAGGACGCGCAUGGGAUGACAGCGAUUUGCCCAUAUCUCCCUUUGAGCUCUCCCGCGAGCCCAUAGUCACCGCGACGCAUCAGCACGAAGAUCAUGACGAGCACGAACAAGUCUUAGAAAUGCCGUCGCCGCCAAUGCCGGGCCUCGGAAUGUCGCCCAUCACGCCUAAGACGCCCGGCACUCAAUUCCCCAUCACGCCUACAAGCUCGACAAUGUGCAUGGAGGGCAUGGCUUUCGGUUACGAUGGGAAGGACCGCGAGCUCGACCCGACCACGUUGUUUGUCGGCGGAUUGGAAAUGCAUGGGCCGUCCGCCUGGGACGAGGAGCGCGUGGCCACUCUGUUCGCGAAGUACGGCGGUCUGCAGUCCGUCAAGGUUGUCCGUCCGCCGAACUCCCGUGCCGCCUUCGCCUUCGUCAAGUUCAACAAUGACGACUCGCCGGCUCGAGCCAUCAGUGCAGAGCAUAACCGCGUUUAUGAUGGACGGGCCAUUCGUGUCCAGCUACGCGACUGCAAUCCUCCACGUAGCCCCUGGAAGCAACGACGUGGCCGCCAGCCCUUCAUGUCACAUCCAUACAUGGAGGAAAUGGAUCACGGUUCCGGCAAGUUGCCUUUCGGGGACUACAUCGGUAGUCGCUCUCGGGACAGCACCGUCGAGGGUCUGGCGAACGGCUUUGCGGAGGCUACUGUCGAUGAUACCGGCAAUAUGAGGGCACGCUCACAUCAGCGUACGGCGAGCGACGUUCUUGACGGCUCCAUCGUCUCUCGUCGUACUGAAUCUGUAGCGCGCUCGGAGGGCCCUCCACCUUCCGCUCAUGCUCCGACAAUUAGCUGGGCCGAUGAUACUCCUACAUCAGCGGUGUCCCCUCCUCCCUCGUCCUUGGGCUCUGCACCGUCUUCGACGGUCCCCUCUCACCCACCUCCGGCAUACAUGAUGCCGAAUGGCGCAUACUAUCCGCCACUUGGCCCGUGGAUGACACCGUAUCCUCCGCCUAUGCAGUAUGCUAUGCCCUACUACGCGCCGUACCCUCAGCACCACGUCGGCCAGCAUGCGGCGACGCCUGCGUUCGUCAGCCCAAUCGGAUCCGAUGCAAGUGGACCGACUGCGAGUCCUCCUGUCGUAUGGCCGUCGGCACCUAUGUAUGCGUCCUAUGUGCCUUACCCUGCGUACCAGCGCCACCCCGCUGAGCAGGCCACUGCUGUGCAACAGCAGGCGGCGGCCAACGGGCAGGGGCAGGCGCCUCUGGCGCCCACUGGCUUUGUUCAGGACGGGCAGGGCACGCUCAUCCCUGUGUACCAGCCAGAAGCCCUAGACCAGUAUAUGUCGAGCCAUCCUCCUGGGGCUCGUCAGAUACCCUUCCAUCCAAAUUCUUCCCAGUCAUGGUAUCCCCACAUCGUGCCUCACGGUGGCCAGUCGCCUCACGCGCCGGCUACUGCUGCAGGCCGCCCUCCGCCACAGCAUGUUCAGGCGCAGGCCAUCCCUUGGCCCACGUCCGCUUUCUAUCCGACCGCCAUGCCGCAGACAGGGCAUCCGCAGACGCCACCUCUCGGAGCGCCCACAUCCCGUUUGAGCUUCGAGAUUCCGGCCGCAGGGAUGAACCGGCGUCCAGGACGCAAGGAUCAGGCCUACCGCGGCGCGCAUCGUCCAUUUGGCGCUCAUCGGCAGGGUCGAAGCGGACAUCACUCCCCGGCGAACGGUCCCAUCUAUCAGUUCCCGGCGGUCGAGGGGGGCCAACAACGUGCGAACCCAGUAGACGUUCGGAGGUCGCCUCACGGCGAAUGGGGUCAGUGGAAUCGCCCUGCUAUGCGCGGCUGA